Molecule: messenger RNA, 2761 nt
Organism: Octopus sinensis (East Asian common octopus)
Lineage: Eukaryota; Metazoa; Mollusca; Cephalopoda; Octopoda; Octopodidae
Exons: 11
Coding region: 189-2759 (856 amino acids)
Molecular function (GO): protein binding
Source: RefSeq, a predicted model, not a curated record
UCUCUCUCUCUGCCAAGUGGUCAAAGGAAACUGAGAAAAGAGUUACAAACAGUCAAACUGUUUCUGUUCUUUGAAAAAAAACCAAACUCAAAACGAAACUAUUUCAAAGCUGGCUCGCCUUCUCACAAAACACCAAACGAAUAAAGAAUACUGGUCAGGUUUUCUUCGAGGAUUUAUUUAUUUAAAGUAUGGCAACACCAUAUCGAUUACCGUCCAAUUACAUGAGACAGCAAGGCAAUUCUGGCAGACACUUUGUUGGACGACAUGAUGACAGGGAAAAACUGAAGAUCUUGAUCAAGGAUGAAGAUACUCAAAUAAUACAAAUUUAUGGACUGCCUUAUGUUGGCAAAACAAGUCUUGUGAAAACUGUCUGUGAAGAAUUGAAGGAUGAAAUCAACCCCGAAAGACUCCACAUAAAACACAUCCAUAUUUCUAAUAAUAGCAGUUGGUCUGAUAUUUCCAACAUGUACAAUACAUUCACCAAUUGUUCCACUAUCACCAACACGAAAUGGAAAAUUUGUAUUUUUGAUGAUUUCCAGAACAUUCAAGAAAGCUUCCUUCAAGGUUUCCAGGAGCUUUGUGACAAUGACUUUCCACUGCACAGAAAUCUAAAAAUCAUUCUCAUAUUAAGUAGUGGAGAACCAUUUCAGUUUGAUGGAAUCAGGUUUGGAAAGUGUAAAGUGAGUCCAUUGUCCAUUAAAGAUGCCCAGCUUCUUUUCGGUCGCUGUUCAGACAUUGAGACGGAUGAUGAGAACAAAGAACAAAUACACAACAUCAUCAGAUAUGCCUGUGGCCUGCCAGGACUUCUUAUUUACUUUGCAGAAAAAUUCUCCCAGUUUCAUCAUCAUUUCUCUUUUGAUGAUAUCUACAAAAUGAUUUGUGAUGAAACCAAGCUCAAUGACUGGCUGGACGAAUGUACAAUUAACAGACGUAAUAUUAAGCAAGAAAUGGACAAGUACUUUUCUCAACUCUCUCACAAACAGCAAGAAGCUAUCAAAGUGCUUUCAUAUUUUCCUGGAAGAUUUGGUAUUGAGGAAGCUGUUGAAAUGACUGAUUCUUCUAGUCAACCAGCUUCAAUGAUACGUGUUCUGAUGCCGCUUGUUGAACAAGGUUUGAUCAGUUCAGAUUUAGAAUUACAGACUUUCCAAGUGCAACAGUUAGUACGUGUACUUUCUAUGCAACAGAUAGACAAUGUACACAGCAAUGAUUUGGUAAAGCUCAAAUAUACAAACAUUAUUGGGAAAAGUCUGAUGAAGGCUCAAGAUAUUUAUGAUAAAGGCCUCAUAUAUGAAGCGCUCGGAAUAAUGAACAACAACUGGGAAAAUAUUUCGUUUCUGAUGAAGAAAGGGAUUGAUGCACCCUCUGAUGGUAGGACAUAUGGAGUUUAUUAUGAGAUAGCAUUCAAAGCUUCCGAUAUGUUGAUGAUAUGCCACCCUAGAGAUUCAAGACAGUUUUUCGAAGCCUGUCUACAAAACUCCCUGUUAUUUGGCAAUGAAGAAGAACAAGCUUUCAUGAAGAUAACAUAUGGUGUAUCUUUGACAGAUUUACCAGGUUAUGGAGGAUACAAAGAAGCCAUGGUGUACUACAAGAAGGCCAUGGAUGUAUUGAAAUCUAGAAACAUCCAGUACCGACAGAUGCUGCUGUACAAUAGCAUGGCUUACAAUGCCUAUAUGCGGGGCAAUUAUGUGGAAGCCUUGAAUUUUGCAGAAGCCGGUUACAACAUGACUGCUGAUGAUGCCAACCCACAGAUGGUGCUGAAUGCAAGGAUCACAUGUGCCUCUACCAUGGCCUACAACCUCUUGUUUGUUGGUUUUUAUGACAGAUGCGAGAAAUUAUUGAUGGAAAACUUGGAGAAAGCCUCACAUCAUCCCAGUCUAGCUGUUAUGUUGAACACAAUGGGUAUUAAUUAUGAAAGGAAUGGUGCACAAAUGGAGCGAGCAUUGCAUUUUUAUAAUGCUUCCCUUGUUGAAAGACUAAAAGUUGUGACUGUAAACCCCAAGAAAUCUGUGAUAGCAUACUGCAAUGUAGCAAAUGUCCUGUCUCAAAAUUGUGGGAAGCACCACAUGGCCUUGAAACUUUUGUUCAAUGCAGAGAAGAUCCAAAAAAAUAACGGCUGGCUCCAUAUAAACACUGGUUUGGUGCUCAUUCACAUUGCUCAAAUAUAUUUGAGAAUGUGUGAAAUCUCCGACUGUCUGACAACAUUGCACGAGGCUUUGGCCAUCUACGACCACAUAGACCCAAACUACAUCGGAAAGAUCAAGGUCCUGCAACUGAUUGCUCACUGCUAUCUGCUGAACGAGGAAUUUGACAAUGCCAAGAAGUAUUUCAAGAACAUAUCGGAAGUUAAUAGUGACAACUUUUUGAGCAGCGUGUCAGAGGUUGAAGUCUUCUCAAUGGCUUUGGAACACCUGGUUUAUCUCAGUUUGGAAGAUCCACAGAACCAGCUGAUUCAUAUCGAGAAUAUUUUGAACCAUCUAAGACAACUAUAUAAACGAAGUGUAAAUGAGAAACAGAAGCUACGAUAUUUCAAUGCUAUUGGCAAGUACCAGUCCUUGAAAAUACUCCUGGUAGAUAGACUCAACCAAAAUGAAGAACGGGCUGGACUCCUCAUGGACUCAGUCCCGGUUCUUUGUAAUUAUUGUAAGACCUUCAGGCAGUAUUUUAAUUGCACUCAAGAGAAUUAUAUUCAUAAACUCUGCGGAUUAAGAUCUAAUUUAUUUGAAGUCGAAUUUCAACAACAAUUAAAGAUUGUAGAAUAAAA